AUGUCAAUCGAGAACCUUGAGAACCUUACUAUCGACGAUGCUGAAGCUGGGGGUCUUGCCGGUGAAGUUUCGAGAGGAGAACGUAAAGCUCGUAAAUUACUAGAAGGUCUCGGUCUGAAAAAAGUUCAAGGCAUUCAACGAGUGGUUGUCCGUCGACCUAAGGGAGUUUUACUCGUCAUCGCUCAACCCGAAGUGUUCAAGAGUCCCGGUAGCGAUUGUUACAUUGUCUUCGGCGAGGCUAAGGUGGAGGACCCGGCGAGCGCUGCUCAGAUGAGCGCUCAAGCUCAGUUGGCAGCGAGCACCAAUGCGGCGCAGAAAGCACAUCAGCAGGGUGGAUUCAAGGAGGGGAUCCCUAAGGAAUUGGCUGAUUUGGUAGGAGAAGAUGACGCACCGGAUCUCGUCGCAGCCGAUGGGAAAGCUGCAAACGGCAAAGAAGCCGAUACCUCAGACGUCAAGGUGGAUGAGGACGACGUCAGCUUGGUAGUAGCGCAAACGGGAUGUACUCCGGAGAAAGCGAGGGAGGCAUUGAAGGCUGAAGGUGGUGAUCUGAUCAAUGCGAGUGAGUAA
Molecule: messenger RNA, 567 nt
Organism: Tremella mesenterica DSM 1558
Lineage: Eukaryota; Fungi; Basidiomycota; Tremellomycetes; Tremellales; Tremellaceae
Exons: 2
Coding region: 1-567 (188 amino acids)
Biological process (GO): protein targeting to membrane
Cellular component (GO): cytoplasm; nascent polypeptide-associated complex
Source: RefSeq, a predicted model, not a curated record